UUCAGACAUAUCUUUAAUACAUGAAAUGUUUAUUGAAAAUCAUAACUUACUAAAGUUAGACGCAAUAAUUGUAUCUGGAGUCACUACGCACUCCAUAAAAACUAAAUACGCAGUAGUAGUAGAGGUAUUUGAAAAAAAACAUACAUUUCAUGUAUUAGAUGAUCAUUCGCCAGUACAGCAUCAAGGAAUACUAGGUAUUGAUUUUCUCACAGCAAACAAUUUUAUAUUUUCAAACGAGCGACUAAUUCUAAGCGGAAAAGAAUUUAAAAGGUGCGAUAAACCGCAUCCCGAUAACGUGAAAAGAAAACAAGACGUGUUAGUAAUAUUCAAAGAUGACACUGGAGCGAUCACGAGAAUGAAUGACUCUAACAAACCUAUAUUGCCGUCACACUUACAUUCUGAGAUAAAAGGCAUUGAAAGUUUUUACGAGACAUCAAUCUAUCCCAUUUCAGAAAAGAUAUUAGAUAACACGCGUUUAGAACUAUUGAAGGAAAAUACCCGUCUUUCACAUAUUCAAGAACAUUCCAGCGAGAUCUGGGAUAUCAUAACGGAAUUCCAUGAUAUUUUUACCUUACCAGGAGACCCUCUUCCUCUUACUAAAUUAAUUGAACACGAAAUUAAAACCUCGGACGAAAUUCCUGUUAACACAAAACAAUAUCGUUAUCCUCCAAUACACCAAGAGGAAAUUAAGAAACAGAUUAAAGACAUGCUUGCAAAGGGAAUUAUACAGGAAUCAGAUUCACCUUAUAAUUCACCCCUUUGGAUUGUACCUAAAAAGCAGGAUGCUUCUGGUAAACCCAAAUGGAGAUUAGUAAUAGAUUUUAGAAAACUUAAUGAAAAGACCAUUCAAGACGCUUAUCCGCUUCCAAAUAUAGACGAAAUAUUAGAUCAGUUAGGUAAUGCGCGAUAUUUUUCUGCUUUUGAUCUGGCAUCGGGUUUCCAUCAAAUCGGCAUGCAUCCCAAAGACAUUCAGAAAACAGCCUUUUCUACUCCAAACGGACAUUAUGAAUACACUCGAAUGCCCUUCGGUUUAAAAAAUGCACCUCCUACCUUUCAAAGAAUGAUGAAUCGGGGCUUAAAGGGAUUAAUUGGUAAUAAUUGCUUAGUUUAUAUAGACGACAUAAUAGUUUAUGGAAAAACAAUCGAAGAGCAUAACAAAAAUUUAAGAAUAUUAUUUGAAAGACUUAGACAGGUCGGGCUAAAAUUACAACCCGAUAAGUGCGAAUACCUCAAACCGGAACUUGAAUAUUUAGGGCACGUUAUUUCGGAACAAGGCAUACAACCUAACCCUAAUCGAAUCGAGAAGGUAAAAACUUACCCAGUACCAAGAAAUCCGAAAGAAAUCAAACAAUUCCUUGGGCUAGUCGGUUACUACCGUAAAUUUAUCAAAGACUUUUCCAAGAUAGCGAAACCGUUAACACGAUUACUCCAAAAAUCCUCAACCUUUCAAUGGACUAACGAACAACAACAUUCUUUUGAAUCUCUCAAAUCCAAGUUAAUAACGCAACCUGUAUUAUCUUAUCCUGACUGGAACAGACCGUUUGUUUUGACCACUGACGCAUCUAAUGAGGCCAUCGGGGCAAUACUCUCACAAGGAACAAUAGGCAAAGACAAGCCAUUGGCUUUUGCCUCUAGAACGCUUAAUAAAGCAGAGACUCGAUAUAGCACUACGGAAAAAGAAUUACUCGCAAUUGUAUGGGCGACAAAACAUUUUAGACAAUAUUUAUACGGAAAAAAAUUUACAAUCGUAACGGACCAUAAACCUUUAGUCUGGCUAAUGAACGUGAAAGAUCCUAACUCCAGAUUAAUGAGAUGGAGACUUAAAUUAGAAGAAUUCGAUUACGAAAUUGUUUAUAAACCGGGAAAAACUAAUACUAACGCCGACGGACUGUCACGAAUUCCAGUAAAUGCAAUCGACUCCUAUCUUUCCGAUGAAGAUAUCGAACACAUAUUAUCAGACAUAAUAAAAGAGAAACGCGAAAUUAAGAUUGCUUUUAACAAAGAUCCAGUUCCGGGAUGGUUAAAUAUUGAUCCGAAAUCUGUCUCCUUGGAAAAUCUCUUAACUUUAAUAUCACCAAUCAUUGAGGAUACAAAUGCUGAUCCUGACAAAUGGACGUUAUAUUUCAUAGGACCUAUUAAUACCAAGACACGAAACACUAUAGACGCUUUAAUUAACACGUACAACUUGCAGUCUAAAACUAAGACGAUAAUAGAAGAACGACCGUCUCAAUGGUUUGAAGAUAAGUUUCCACUACCAACUCCAACGAACGAAUACUUACCUGAAAACGAUUACGAAAUACAAAAGGGACCAUCAUCUUCUCCCUCAAUUCCAUCCUCAUCCAAACCAAAAGUGAAUAAACAAAUAAUAGUAAGAAAUCAAGUCGGUAGGCAAACCAAUAAAACAAUAUUAUUUAUCGAAACCCCUCCUGAAAUUACUAGAGAAAACGAAGUUUAUGUAUCUCCUCACGCAACUCACAGACAAUUAAGUAUUCAACUACAUGACUUUUUAACUGAGAACGAUCAUCAUCUAAAUAUAAUACACGAUCAGAAGGAAGUUAGUAAAUUGAUUUCAGUUAUCGACGAAUAUUAUCUUGGAGACAAAUUAUACAUUUACGUUUCUCAGUAUCUUCCAGAAAUUAAAAAUAAAAAUGAAAUUAUAUCGGAUGCACAUUCCGGCAUAUUAGGCGGUCAUUAUUCAACAGAAAAGACGCUUCAAAAGAUUAGACAAAAAUACAAUUGGCCAAACAUAACUGUUGACGUCAAAGAAUUCAUUGACAAGUGUGAAUUAUGUCAACUCAACAAGCCAGGUACUCAAAAACCUUACAUCUAUUCUUCUCCUGAUAUCCCACAAACUCCAAAUGACAAAAUAUCCAUCGAUAUCAUGGGACCGUUUGAAAUAACAAACAGAGGAAACCGGUAUAUCCUUGUUACCCAAGACUACCUGACACGAUAUAUUCUCGUAGAACCUCUAGUAGAUAAAUCUACGGCCGCGAUUAUUAGAGCCUUGUGGUACUCCUGGCUCAGAUAUUUCGGAAAACCUAAAGAACUACUUUCCGAUAACGCUUUAGAAUUUACUUCUAACGAAUUUAAGACACUUUGUGAUAAAUUGCAUGUAAAACACGUACUAACUUCAGUUUAUCACCCGCAAUCGAACGGAAAAAAUGAGAGAUCACACUUAAUACUAACCGAAUAUAUUAGACAUUACAUUAACGAACAAGAGCAAUGGGAUAUGAUACUACCCCAAGCAAUGCUCACAUACAAUUGCACAGUUAAUAAAAAUACAGGCUAUACGCCUUACGAGUUACAAUUCGGUAGGGAACCAAAUCACAUCUUCAGUGAAGAAGAUGAAAGGGUAACCCUUCAAAAACAAAUUGAAGACUCACGUCUUCAACACGAAAAUAAAUUGGAAGAAGCGCGUAGGAGCAUACGCGACUAUCAAAAUUCCAAUAUUCCUAUCAAAAAUUACGUACCAAUUGAAAGCAAUGAGUUGAUUCUUGUAAAGAAUUUCAAUGCCAAGUCAUUCGAGCCACAAUGGAAAGGUCCUUUUCCUGUUGUUCGACAUGACAAAUUCAUAACAUAUCAUAUUAGAGAAAACGGAGAAAUUAAACAAUAUCACAGAAGUGAUAUUAAACCUUUCGUUUCAGGCAAUAGGAAUGGAUCUGAUACGAAUCAUUCCGAUACUUCUUCUCCUGAUUCCCCAGGGUCAUCUUACUGACAAUGUAGAGAGAGAGAAGUUCAAGAUCGCUCAGCUAGAUGAUAGUGAAGUAAUUUACCUUGAAACUUUAGAUAAAGUAAAAUUAUACCACGAACAAUGGAAGAUUGUAGUAGGAUAUGAUUUAUCGGAUUUAGAGAAAAACUUUGCUAUACUUAAAAAAGCGUAUACUGAUUUACUUAACCAUUAUUGUGUUAGUGAAAGGAAAUGGAUAUGUUCCUCCCAAAAACGAAUAACUAAGCGAUUAGAUCAACUAAGCGAAAUAGAAAACGAAGUAGAGAACGUUCAAUAUUUAGCCGGAUUUCAAAAGUUAAAUAGAACCAAGCGCGGAUUAUUUAAUUUUAUAGGUGAAGUCAGCAAAACAUUAUUUGGAACUUUAGAUGAUACCGACGCGACCUAUUAUAAUAACGAGCUAGAUAAAUUGUAUGCGAAUCAGAAAAAUGUACAACUAAGUACAUGCAAAUUCAAAACACUUUAUGGAUCCAACUCCAUACAAAUCGGGAUUGGAUUGGUAUAGCUCCAAAAGAAGAGCUGGUGCAUGUACUUUGUUCCGAUAAAAUACCUCGUAGAGCACGAGUCUUUCGAAAUUUUAUACUUCAUUUAGAACCAGAUUGUACAGUAAUUUCCAAUACAGCUACUUUAAAACCUGACAAUAUAGUUGUAGACGAAAUCGAAAUACACAAGACUAUUCAUUUAAUAGACCAAAAAUCAAUUAAUGAGACACUUUUUCAAUAUCAAUUAACAGAUAUACCUAUGGACUUAAUAAAAGAAACUCAUAUUGAACCGGAACGAUUGCAAACUUUAGGCAAAACUUUAGAAGAAUUAGAUAACAUAGCGGAACGAAUAUCAACACAUCAAAGAACCAUUACAUGGAAAGAAAAAUUUAUGUAUUAUCUUCAAUUGGCAGGAUAUAUAGCCCUUGGCUCCGUCCUGUUUGUAUUUCUUUAUAAAAUCGGAUUAUUUUCAAGCAUUAUUUAUCUAUUGAAACAGCUGUGUGGAAAUUGCUAUAAUCAGUGCAGCUUUGGAAAUCGCGCACCUACGCAACAUGUACAUUACACGCCUCAUGCUCUACAUGUUAAUAAUGAACUAGAACCAGCAAUUAGACGAUUAGUCCGAACCAAAAUUUGAAUAAACCUCAAAUUUCUUUAUAAGGAGGGAGGUGUGAGCAUCGUCCACGUAUUUUAGGAAUGCACUUAGACAGAAUUAAGAUAUAUUGUUAUUAAGCAUAAAACUACUUAUCAUCUACGGAAUGCACUUACAGAGGAUUAGAGAUAUACUCCUAAUGUAUAUUUUCCAUUAUUCUGUUUUUAAGAAAUACUUUACAUUGUUCUCCUCUGAGUGUAUGGAAUUUCCCUUUUUUUCUAGUAAACAUAAUACGUCAUUCUACCCAUAUAAAUAGGGCACCCUUCGACGACAGAGUCAGUUCUCUCAGUUAACAGUUCACAGUACGUAGUACUCAGAAUCACGUAGUUAUAAGUAAUAAUUGUAAAAAUUUGUGAAAUAAAGUUUUUUUU
Messenger RNA from Monomorium pharaonis (pharaoh ant), 5226 nucleotides. RefSeq lists its product as uncharacterized. Bases 26 to 3715 code for a protein of 1229 amino acids. The transcript has a single exon. Lineage: Eukaryota; Metazoa; Arthropoda; Insecta; Hymenoptera; Formicidae. The record is from RefSeq and is a predicted model, not a curated record. Gene Ontology annotation, biological process: DNA integration. Gene Ontology annotation, molecular function: nucleic acid binding.